Molecule: messenger RNA, 798 nt
Organism: Trifolium pratense (red clover)
Lineage: Eukaryota; Viridiplantae; Streptophyta; Magnoliopsida; Fabales; Fabaceae
Product: photosystem I reaction center subunit IV B, chloroplastic-like
Exons: 3
Coding region: 183-626 (147 amino acids)
Biological process (GO): photosynthesis
Cellular component (GO): photosystem I; photosystem I reaction center
Source: RefSeq, a predicted model, not a curated record
UCAUCACUCUAUUUGAGGAAACGAUUGACACUAAAGUUUCUGAGGAUGAGAUAAUUCUCCUCCAAAAUAAACAACCAAACUAACACACUUCACUCACUCAAACCCUCUCAGAUUUCAAUCUAAUCUUGUCCUUUUUUUCAACUUUUAAGAUUACUAAAACACACACACACACAACAAUAGUUAUGGCUACCAGCAGCAUGGCAUCAGCAGCUUGUGGAUUUAUGUUGUCACUUAAUGUUGCUGCCACCACAACCUCAUCAUCAGCAACAUCUUCCAGGAGUGCCAUGUUGAUGUUCCCUAUAAAAUCCAACAAUAUUGGUUCUUCUUCUUCUAGACUUGUUGUCAGAGCAUCCGAGGAGCCUGCCGCCGGUGCACCCGCCACUGCUGCUGCUCCUCCGGCCGGUGAUGCCGCUCCUAAACCCAAACCACCACCAAUUGGCCCCAAGAGAGGUGCUAAGGUGAAGAUUCUUAGGAAGGAGUCCUACUGGUACAAAGGAACUGGUUCUGUUGUUGCUGUUGAUCAAGACCCCAAGACUCGCUACCCUGUUGUGGUUCGAUUCAACAAAGUCAACUAUGCAAACGUAUCGACAAAUAACUAUGCUUUGGAUGAGAUUGAAGAAGUUUAAUGAGACCAAUUUAAGUGUAAUUCCAACUCUUGUCAUGCUAUUGAAGUUACUAGCCUAAGGUUUUUUUUCAUGUCAUCAUAAAAAAUUUGUAUCAUAUUAUCUCUGUUAUCUAUGUACCUCUUGAUCUCUAGAAACUACAUUCAAUGUGCAGCUGCUCAUAAUUUUGAUGUUC